AUGUACUCCAAGAUCAUUGUUGUGAUCGCUGUCAUCGCUGCAGUCAGCGCACAGAGCCAUUACGGUCAUCAGCAACAAAGUCACCAAACACAUUACCAGCCCCAACACCAUCACCACGAGGAAGAGCAUCACGGCCCGGUGCACUACGAAUAUCACUACGAUGUGCACGACGAUCACACCGGAGAUGUUCACGGACAACACGAGGCCCGUAAGGACGACCAUACGCAGGGAGAAUACUACCUGAUCGAUGCCGAUGGCCACAAGCGGACUGUGAAGUACCACGUUGAUGGCAAGAGCGGUUUCAUCGCGGAGGUCCAUCGCGAACCGAUUAAGGGAUACCAGGCUCCUCAACAACACCAUCAUCAGCAGCCCCAGUAUCAUCAUCAGCCUCAGCAUCAUCACGAAGCACCAGCUCACCACAACUAUCAUCACUAA
Messenger RNA from Anopheles bellator, 435 nucleotides. RefSeq names its product histidine-rich glycoprotein-like. Bases 1 to 435 code for a protein of 144 amino acids. NCBI's taxonomy places the organism in Eukaryota, Metazoa, Arthropoda, Insecta, Diptera, Culicidae. Gene Ontology annotation, cellular component: extracellular matrix. The transcript has 2 exons. The record is from RefSeq and is a predicted model, not a curated record.